Messenger RNA from Paramuricea clavata, 351 nucleotides. The record is from the annotation of a GenBank genome assembly. NCBI's taxonomy places the organism in Eukaryota, Metazoa, Cnidaria, Anthozoa, Malacalcyonacea, Plexauridae.
AUGUUCAAUAACUACUUCUCCUCAGUAUUCACUCCACAAGAAGAUCUUCAAUCUAACAACGCUACUACGACAGAUAUAAAUGACACUAUUUCUUCUGGUUCACCUAUGCAGUCAAUAGAUCAAUUAUCAGUAACGGAAAGUGAUGUUCUGAGAACUCUAAAAUCUCUCGACCCAGAUAAAGCAUUAGGACCAGAUGAAAUCCCUGGUAGAAUCCUGAAAGUAACAGCCAAUCAAAUUACUCCGUCGCUCACUCGCCUGUUUAACAAAUCUCUCCAAGUUGGGGUAGUACCCGAUGAGUGGAAGGUUGCAAAUGUCGUUCCUGUAUUUAAAAAGGAGAAAAGGAUCGCGUAG